AGCAGCGUCUCCUCGAGAAGAAGUUUUUCGUUUGUCUGCCGGCAGCGGCGGCGGCGGGAGGCCGCGGCUGAGCGCCGCCAUGUUGCUGUCCGCUCCUUUUCGGGCCGCCUUCGCGCGUUCGGUGGCACAGAUUCGCUCUCUUCAUGCAACAGCUGCACGCAAUGGUGGUGGUGGAGCUUUGUUUGUGCACAGAGAUACUCCUGAAAACAACCCAAAUACUCAAUUUGAUUUCACGCCUGAAAACUAUAAGCGAAUAGAGGCAAUAGUAAGCAACUAUCCAGAGGGACACAAAUCUGGAGCAGUGAUGUCAGUCCUGGAUCUAGCUCAAAGACAGCAUGGAUGGCUACCUAUAUCAGCAAUGAAUAAGAUUGCUGAGAUUCUAGACAUACCUCCCAUGAGAGUUUAUGAAGUAGCAACCUUUUAUACAAUGUAUAAUCGUAAACCCGUUGGAAAAUACCAUAUUCAGAUCUGCACCACUACGCCUUGCAUGCUUUGUGACUCGGAUAGCAUAUUAGAAGCCAUUCAGAAGAAGCUGGGUAUAAAAGUUGGAGAAACAACACCUGAUAAACUCUUCACUCUGAUUGAAGUGGAAUGUUUGGGGGCUUGCGUAAAUGCACCAAUGGUACAAAUAAAUGAUAACUAUUAUGAAGAUCUGACAACAAAAGACAUAGAAGACAUAAUUGAUGAACUAAAAGCUGGAAAAGUUCCAAAACCUGGACCAAGGAGUGGGCGCUUCUCUUGUGAGCCAGCUGGUGGUCUCACUUCUCUGACAGAACCACCCAAGGGACCUGGUUUUGGAGUUCGGCCAGACCUUUAAGACUAUUGUUCUAGCUGUAAGGAACUACUACAGAAAAUAAAAUCUGAACUGCAUACAGAUGAAAACAUGA
This is a messenger RNA of Lacerta agilis (Sand lizard), 887 nucleotides long. RefSeq names its product NADH:ubiquinone oxidoreductase core subunit V2 (gene NDUFV2). Gene Ontology annotation, biological process: mitochondrial electron transport, NADH to ubiquinone. The transcript is spliced from 8 exons. The coding region runs from base 80 to 817 and encodes 245 amino acids. Gene Ontology annotation, molecular function: NADH dehydrogenase activity. The record is from RefSeq and is a predicted model, not a curated record. Lineage: Eukaryota; Metazoa; Chordata; Lepidosauria; Squamata; Lacertidae.